UAGCUGUGCUAUAAUCGUAAUAAAAGCUCUCAUUCUCAUUUGUUUAUUUUGUUUUGUUUAGACAUACAUACAUGUAUGUACGUAUGUAUAUAUGUAUGACUUGUAUUUAAACCGGCAAACUUAUGAAAAACUUUUUCAUUGUUAAAUGACACUAAUUAAUUGUCGUUAUGCAGAACGUAUUGGUGAAACAGCUCCUGUAUAUUUAUGUGCCGUUUUGGAAUAUUUAACAUCAGAAGUAAUAGAACUGGCUGGUAAUAUUGCAAUCGAUCGAAAUCAAAAGAGAAUUAUUGAACCGCGAGAUAUAAAAUUUGGUAUUGAAUUUGAUCCUGAGCUAAGCAAAUUCUUACCAAACAUAACUAUACCGAAUAGUGAAAAACUUUUGUAUAUUGAACCUGCUUUACUCACUAAUUGUAAGAGUUUUAAAACUAUAUAUUCACAUAACCAAUUCACUUGGGAAGUAUCUAACGAAGUAAAGACUACACAUAACCAACCAGUGAUUAAGGAUAAUCUCUAGUGUUUAGUGUCUACACAGGAGGAGCGGCAGAUAUUUUCAUUAAUGAAAAGCGGACUUUUUCAUUAGUACACACUCUACAGAUGUCGAUUUUGUUCAUAGUUUAUUAUAAAUAGUAUUAAACUUUUAAUCCAAUUAAUUAUUUUUUAAGAAUAUUUUAAUAAAUACAAA
Molecule: messenger RNA, 682 nt
Organism: Lucilia cuprina (Australian sheep blowfly)
Lineage: Eukaryota; Metazoa; Arthropoda; Insecta; Diptera; Calliphoridae
Product: histone H2A.1-like
Exons: 2
Coding region: 146-514 (122 amino acids)
Cellular component (GO): nucleosome
Molecular function (GO): DNA binding; structural constituent of chromatin; protein heterodimerization activity
Source: RefSeq, a predicted model, not a curated record